AUUUUCUUAGUGAUCCUCCUUAUAAGUACUACAAUAAAAAUGUACCACCGUAGAUGGGAAAGAUUUAUUAAAAUUAGAUGACCGUAAUUGUUGUGCUUCUUACAUACUAAAACCUCAAUUUCCAAGCAGACAGUACAAAACAGGAUCGGUUUUCAAGUCAAACUUGCCACUUCCAAUAUGGCGGACGUGCUGACGCAUCGCUUCUACAGCUAAAGCCGCGUCUUCUCGUGGACACACCUAUUGGUGGCUGUCGCUUUAAACGCGCUUGUUUUGUUCUCUUUAGAUCGAUAUUGCCCCGCCCAAACAAUGCAGCCCUGUAAACAUAUCCAGCGCACCUGUACGAUGCCGUAGUUUUGCACGCGAAUUUACGCUCGGUGCUGAAAACAAACCGCGAUCCCGCACCAAAUCCAUUUACGGUGUUGGUAGUAAAGAGGAACACUACAUCUCCCUCUCUGCUCGAUUCGCUUCGAUUUCCAACAAGAACCAUCCGUCACGGACCGCUGGAAACCCUUACUGAAAGCAGCGGCAUCUCUUCAAAAGGAAACACCCUACGAGAGCGGGAGCGGUUUGUAGAGAAGAAUGGCGGAUCCAUGUAGCGACGUGCCUGUCGAGGCCGAGCUGUCGGAAGCGAUUAGUUCUGGACCUGUCCCUGGCUCUGACCCUGGUUCUGGACCCGAUCCCGACCCUGGUUCUGUUCUUGGUGCUGGUGUUGUUCGCGACGCUGGUCUUGCCCGUGGUUCUGUUCUUGCCCCAGCUUCUGGUCUUGGCUCUGGUCCUCGCCCCGACUCUGAAACUACACCUGGACCCAUGUCUGUAUCUAAAUCGGAGGAGGCAGCGGCCCCGGGUCCUAGUCCUGACCCAGGCCGUGUCCCUGAUGCUGGUCCUGCCCCUCUCUCCGACUCUGCAACUAUACUCGAUCCCGUCCCCAUGACUUUAUCAGGAUCGGAGGAGGUGGCGCCCCCACCUCGGUUGCCCAAAACAGAAGUGGAGACGGUGAAGGGACAGAUAUUUGAUGUCGGACCCCGCUACACCAACCUGGCUUACAUCGGUGAGGGGGCGUACGGAAUGGUCUGCGCCGCUCUGGACAACUGGACCCACCAGCGAGUAGCCAUCAAGAAAAUCAGCCCGUUCGAGCAUCAGACAUACUGCCAGCGCACGCUGAGAGAGAUCAAGAUCCUGCUGCGCUUCAACCACGAGAACAUCAUCGGGAUCAAUGACAUCAUCAGGGCACAGCUGCUGGAAAACAUGAGGGAUGUCUACAUCGUGCAGACUCUGAUGGAGACGGACUUGUACAAGCUCCUGAAGACCCAGAAGCUGAGCAACGACCACGUCUGCUACUUCCUCUACCAGAUUCUGAGAGGUCUCAAGUACAUUCACUCCGCCAACGUGUUGCACCGCGACCUCAAGCCCUCCAACCUGCUUAUCAACACCACCUGCGACCUCAAGAUCUGUGACUUUGGCCUGGCACGGAUAGCCGAUCCAUUGCAUGAUCACACUGGUUUCCUCACCGAGUACGUAGCCACACGUUGGUACAGAGCCCCAGAAAUUAUGCUCAACUCAAAGGGCUACUCAAAGUCUAUUGACAUAUGGUCAGUGGGCUGCAUUCUGGCUGAGAUGUUGACCAACAAGCCCAUCUUUCCUGGGAAACACUACUUGGACCAACUAAACCACAUACUGGGCAUACUUGGUUCACCAUCUCAAGAAGAUCUGAACUGCAUCAUUAACCUGAAGGCUCGGAACUACCUUCAGUCCCUGCCAGAGAAACCCAGGAUUCCCUGGGACAGGCUCUUUCUAAAGGCAGAACCAAAAGCCUUGAAUCUGUUGGGUCGCAUGUUGACAUUUAACCCCAACAAGCGCAUCACUGUGGAAGAGGCCCUGGGUCAUCCUUACCUGGAGCAGUACUAUGAUCCCACCGAUGAGCCCAUAGCAGAGGAGCCAUUUGAUUUCAGAACAGAACUGGACGAUCUUCCCAAGGAGAAGCUGAAGGAAAUGAUCUUUGAAGAAACGGCUCGUUUCCAGACGACCAGCCAGAUCAGCUGAGGCACAGUUUUAGCAAGUUAUUAUAGUUGCAGCGAGGCUUGUAGCCGGAAGACUCCGAGCGAUAUGCUAAAACGGAAAGAAAAGUGUAUCCUCAAGAAACCAACAAAAAUUGAAGACAACAAAUACAAAAAUUGACCUGCUUAUCUUUGCAUUUCUAUUGUAACACAGAGCUAAGUAUAAAAAUUGAUUGCUGUUACUGAGCGGGAUGUAGUGUGUCCAACUCGUACUGUUUUUGUUUUGCCCAUGUUGGACUCUUCACUCACCACACAUGUUUUGUUUUUACCUUGUUUUUAUGAUGCUUAUUACUGUUCUGGCUUGUCUGGCACCUUCGACAGUAACUCCUGUCCUCAUCUAACCCUCCAUGUCAGGUUGCUGAUGUUUCUGAGCUCAUCUGUCAUCUAUGUACCACACUACUGUAUAAACCAACUCCAUAACGCUCCUGAUUUAUGUGAAUGAGUUACUGCUUGGAAUAUUUGAGUUCUUAAAGACCAAGGGUAGAGAUGCGAACUAGGUGCGUGCAUAUGCAUACAGAAUAUACAGGAUUUUCUAGUUAUUUUUUUAAAUGUGCUUGACAGUUUUUGUUUGUAAAGUAGUAUUUGGUUCAGGCUUGUGUGAGUAUUUUUUUUUUUUAAGUCUUUUUUUAUUUUAGACAGAUUUGAGGCUUUUAGUGGCAUGUUGGCAGGAUUUCUUUUCCUCCUUUUUCUGUAGAAAACCCUGAUGAAUGCAUGCAUUCCUGAAAUACAAAGUGGCGAAGAGAUCCAAGGAAAAAAAAAAAAAAAGAUAUGCACAACUCGCCCUAAGACCAAGAACCCUGAAGGCUCCCUCAUGGAUCUGCAUCAUGAAGUAUAGAAGAGAGGCUCAUUAGAAUAUUGCAGCUGUGAUACCAAAGUCCCAUUUUUUUUUUUCUCUCGUUUCCUGAUGAGGAACUAUUGUGUUUUUUUUGGGUUGUUGUUUUUUUUUUUUUUUUGCACUCCUUUGCUUGGACAUGCAUAACUACGUUUAAACCUUUUUUUUCCUGUGUUACGUUAGAUUCCAGUAAGGGCUGUUGUCACGGCCAAAUGAAGCGUUCUUUGAUGAAACUGACUCCCGUCAUAUUAUAAAAACACACAUUCUGCUUCUCCUUGCCUCAGGACAGCAGUUGCAUUACUUUUUUUUUUUAUCUUGGUCCUUUUCACGUCAAAGCUUAAGUGAAGCAAAAUUUUCCCACUGAAUCGUGCCACUGUGCAUUCUUGCACAACACAAUGCAUGGUGGAAUGCACUUGGCUGUUGGUGCUUCAAGCGACGGUUAUGAUUUUUGUUUUCCUGCAUAUACAUGCCAGACCUAUUGCUCAUUGCCCAGAAAAUGAUUAAUGGGUUUUAUAUGUGCACAGACAAGUAAUUAUCAUUGCAUUGUAGUUUUGUGCUACAUACCAGUGGGCCUAAGUUGCUUCUUAAUAUUUGCAUUGUUUUGCGUAACAGAGAGUGCUGAUUUCUUGCUCUCUCUGUUUCUGUAACUUUCUCUCCAUGCAUCUUGUUCAGCUCUGCUCAUCAAGCCCGCUGAUUUGGACCACCUACUGCUUUGCGGAGCACCAUUCACAGGCUCUUAUAAGUCCACGCCAUUUGAUUGUGGGGAAUUUGUUUUUGCUGGUUGUGCUGGGAAAAGUAAGAAGAGAAGCCUGCAGAGAAAGGAACUGGACCAAAACAGCACAGUGGACCUUUCAUGCAGACCUCCCUGGCCUCAUCUUCAUCAUCUGUUUUUAAGUCUCUGAUUCGAGGUGCAUCCGUGGCUGUUUUCUCAGAAGCCAUAACCAGCACUCUGGGAUAGGUGGGAGGCUUUUUUUUUUCUUUCCACUUCCAAAUUGUCUCGCCAUGCUUUACUCAAAGGGCUGCCUCCUUAUCCUCCUCUUCGCCUCUCUGCUUGUGGUCUGAAGCUGUUCCCCUUGGUUCUGCUGAAGGCAGGCCCAAUCCCGACUCAAUCAGCAAGUCUGCACUUUGUCUCUCAAGCCAUGCGCCCUCUGUCUUCGUUCCCUCCGUUUUGAGGUUAUUUAAGCCACUCCCCCCACCCCCCCAUUUCUUGUCUCGUACUCGUAGAGCUUUACGUUCGGAUUGCUGUGUGUGUUUUGCAGAAAUGUACGUCUGUAUUAAGACUGUUUGUGUAUCUGCACUGUCAAGCCAAGACUUCUGGAUCAUUUCUCUGUGUGUUUUUAAUCCACCAGAUUUAUUCUUGGUGUUGCACAUACACGCCUCUUAGUUUUUUGGUUUUUAAAUGUCUUCCCUCCUAACAAGCCACCUGACCAAACAUUUUACUAGGGAAUACACUCCUACACACAUGCUCUCUGUCUUUCCCAAGGGUUGUAUCCCAGUGUGUCUCUGCAUUCCCACUGUAUCAACAAGUUUAAAGGCCUGCCCAUCUCAAACCCUGUUUGCAGAUGUUGUUCUUAAAUGGCUGUUCUUAAUAUUAAUGCUAUUUUAUUGGUGAUAUCCGUUUCUUUUUUACAUAAAAGGGAGCUAAGAGAUUUGUAUGUGUUUUCUCUUAUAGCCAUGAUUAUUAUUAUUAUUAUUAUUAUUAUUAUUAUUAUUAUUGGAAGUGUUUUAAGUCUUAUUGAAUCGCAUAAUAUUUUUUUUUAAUUUUGCCCAACCAGAUUGUAUAAAGAUUUAUUUUAAGAUGUUUUACUGAGAUUGUCAAGGAGAUAUGAGUUAUUGAGAGUUAUAGUCUGUAUAUGCUGUGGGUAUUAUUAAUUAAUUGAUUAACAAAAACAACAUUAUAUACAUGUAAUUAAAUAAAAUUUCAUCAUGCUGUUAA
This is a messenger RNA of Girardinichthys multiradiatus, 4822 nucleotides long. RefSeq names its product mitogen-activated protein kinase 1-like. Gene Ontology annotation, molecular function: ATP binding; MAP kinase activity. Gene Ontology annotation, biological process: protein phosphorylation; intracellular signal transduction. The record is from RefSeq and is a predicted model, not a curated record. The coding region runs from base 580 to 2040 and encodes 486 amino acids. Gene Ontology annotation, cellular component: nucleus; cytoplasm. The transcript has 9 exons. Lineage: Eukaryota; Metazoa; Chordata; Actinopteri; Cyprinodontiformes; Goodeidae.